Messenger RNA from Poeciliopsis prolifica (blackstripe livebearer), 2616 nucleotides. Its product is annotated as tubulin beta chain-like. Gene Ontology annotation, biological process: microtubule cytoskeleton organization; mitotic cell cycle. Gene Ontology annotation, molecular function: GTPase activity; GTP binding; structural constituent of cytoskeleton. The record is from RefSeq and is a predicted model, not a curated record. Gene Ontology annotation, cellular component: microtubule; cytoplasm. NCBI's taxonomy places the organism in Eukaryota, Metazoa, Chordata, Actinopteri, Cyprinodontiformes, Poeciliidae. The transcript is spliced from 5 exons. The coding region runs from base 90 to 1424 and encodes 444 amino acids.
UCUCUCCGCCGGUCCGGUUCUGUUAGUAGGUCGACCUCAGCCCAGCAUUUAUUUAAGUAGUCCUCCUUCAUCACUCCCUAACAUAAACCAUGAGGGAAAUUGUUCAUAUUCAGGCUGGCCAGUGCGGGAAUCAGAUUGGUGCCAAGUUCUGGGAGGUGAUCAGUGACGAACACGGCAUCGACCCAACAGGAACCUAUCAUGGAGACAGCGACCUGCAGCUGGACCGGAUCAGCGUUUACUACAACGAAGCAACAGGUGGGAAGUAUGUACCCAGAGCCAUCCUGGUCGACCUGGAACCAGGAACCAUGGACUCGGUCCGAUCAGGACCCUUUGGCCAAAUAUUCAGACCUGACAACUUUGUCUUUGGUCAGAGUGGAGCUGGGAACAACUGGGCCAAAGGUCACUACACGGAGGGCGCGGAGCUGGUGGACUCGGUCCUGGACGUGGUCCGGAAGGAGGCGGAGAGCUGCGAGUGCCUGCAGGGCUUCCAGCUCACACACUCCCUGGGAGGAGGCACCGGCUCCGGCAUGGGGACCCUGCUGAUCAGCAAGAUCAGGGAGGAAUACCCCGACCGCAUCAUGAACACGUUCAGUGUGGUUCCCUCCCCGAAGGUUUCUGACACGGUGGUGGAGCCGUACAACGCCACCCUGUCCGUCCACCAGCUGGUGGAGAACACAGACGAGACGUACUGCAUUGACAACGAAGCUCUGUACGACAUCUGCUUCCGCACGCUGAAGCUGACCACGCCCACCUACGGAGACCUCAACCACCUGGUGUCGGCCACCAUGAGCGGCGUCACCACCUGCCUGCGCUUCCCCGGCCAGCUCAACGCCGACCUCCGGAAGCUGGCCGUCAACAUGGUGCCCUUCCCCCGCCUGCACUUCUUCAUGCCGGGCUUCGCCCCGCUGACGAGCCGCGGCAGCCAGCAGUACCGCGCCCUCACCGUGCCCGAGCUCACCCAGCAGGUGUUCGACGCCAAGAACAUGAUGGCGGCGUGCGACCCGCGCCACGGCCGCUACCUGACGGUGGCCGCCGUCUUCCGCGGCCGCAUGUCCAUGAAGGAGGUGGACGAGCAGAUGUUGAACGUGCAGAACAAGAACAGCAGCUACUUCGUGGAGUGGAUCCCCAACAACGUGAAGACGGCCGUGUGCGACAUCCCGCCGCGCGGCCUCAAGAUGGCCGUCACCUUCAUCGGAAACAGCACGGCCAUCCAGGAGCUGUUCAAGCGCAUCUCGGAGCAGUUCACCGCCAUGUUCCGCCGCAAGGCCUUCCUGCACUGGUACACGGGCGAGGGAAUGGACGAGAUGGAGUUCACCGAGGCCGAGAGCAACAUGAACGACCUGGUGUCCGAGUACCAGCAGUACCAGGACGCCACGGCCGAGGAGGAGGGCGAGUUCGAGGAGGAGGCCGAGGAGGACGCCUGACGGAAAAACACAGGGAGGAGUGAAAGGAAAGGUUGAUGAAGGAAGAUGUGUUUAAAAAAAUGAAAGGUUUUAGCAGGUCAGAGGAGGUCAGAGGUCAACGGAAGAGGAUUAGGGCCGCUGGGGAAAACGGAGCAGGAUUUUAAUCUCUUAUGUUUUAUUCUCAGAAAUCAAAUUUAUUUGUAUAACACAUUUCAGCAAAAGGACAGUUGAAGAAAUCUGAGUUUUUCCACAGAAAGAAUUAUCUUCUGAGUUCUUUGUUUCUCAGAAAUCUGACUUUAAUAUUUUGAAAUCAAGUCUUUUUUUUUUCAGUGGUCUUAAUCCUCGUUUGUAAAGGUCUGAAUUGGUAAUGGGCCAAAAUUAGGAGAAAUGUGCCAACUUGACCAUUUUCAUAUUUCCAAUCCAGUUUGUUUGUGUCACAGAAACUAAACAGUUUUAAACUAAAAUCUGAAACUCUCCAGUUUCAUCGUGCUACAUUCAGGAUGAAGAUAAAAUAAUAUCUGACAAAUUCAUCUGAUCUAAAGAGAGAAAAAACAUCUUUCUGCCUGAUAUCAUUAAUCAUGUUGCUACUUUGUCCAGCAAACAGUUUCAUCGCUCAGUCGUUUUUUUUUUUAAAGUUUGAAGGAUUUUCUCCACUUUUAAAAACUUGAACUGAAUCCCUGCAGGAGAAACGUUUCUCUUUCAGGAUUCAUUGACUUCAAAGCAAAACCAUAAAGGCUUGAUAAACUUAAAGGAUCUCUGUUAGACGUCCUUAUCUGCGGUUCUCAUUAUAUCGGGUCAAAAAGGUCUUCAGCCUUAAAAUGAGCCUCAGAGAUAAGAAGCGAAGCUCUUAUCAAUGUUCUGACAUUUUUAUCACGUCUGCAGAUCCGUGUUCAGCCGUUUGGGUUUAGAAGUUCAACAUGAUCAGAAUUCAGAGAGGAAGUCGUUCUUUUAUUGAUCAGAUUGUCGCAGUUGAUUCUGGUUUUGUGGAAGAUAAAAAGUUCUGUUAACAUCUGAACAUCAGAUACUGUUUUUAUUCUGAUUUUUUUUGUUACAGUUUACUCUGAGCCACUACAGUAUUAAUUUAGAUCAAGCUUAUUGUUCAUGUUCAGUAUUAAAAAUCCAACCAGGUUUAUUUCUGUCUUUUGGAUCUGAUUUGGGAUCUUUACUGUGAAAUAUUUGGGAGAAAUAAAAAUGCAUUUGUUGGGGAAAAAAA